AUGUCACUAAUGCCCCCACGGCAAAAUGCCCAUAUUGCCGUAACAAUAUGAGUACCAAACUUUCAUGGGUUGUUGGGCCAGCUGUGUCAUCCUCGUCCGAGACAUCUGGCAGUGAGGGUGGUUAUGUGAAAGGGGUUGUGACAUACAUGGUGAUGGAUGAUCCGGUCGUGAAGCCUAUGUCCACCAUUUCUUGUGUUACUCUCAUCAACAAGUUCAAUGUGCAGGAACUUGGGGAUCUUGAAGAGAAGGUGGUAGAUUUUGGGAUGGAUGAGGCCAUAAAGCUGUUGGAUGCUUCUUUGCACUCCAAGAAGGUGUUCACAGACAUAUUCUUCAGUGAGAAGGAAGCAUCUGCAUGAUGAUCCAUUUCAAGAUAACUGCGUCUGCUGUUUCUCUAU
Molecule: messenger RNA, 395 nt
Organism: Rhodamnia argentea
Lineage: Eukaryota; Viridiplantae; Streptophyta; Magnoliopsida; Myrtales; Myrtaceae
Exons: 2
Coding region: 48-356 (102 amino acids)
Source: RefSeq, a predicted model, not a curated record